CCGCCGAGACACGCGCCCCGCACGGCUCGCCCAGACUUUCCAGUUUCACUUGGGGACAGCACGCACCGCAGUCCGCAGCGUCUUUCCCUUCUGCUCGUCCUCCGCCUCCGUCGCAGGUGCCGGCGCUAAGCGAGGAUCCCUCCGCCCCUCCCUCCGGCCGUCCGUCCCGACGGGACCUCGACUGGUAUCGUCGGUCGCUGUGGCGACAGGUGACGGGACGGCGAUAUGAAGUGGUUAUGUUGUAACUGCCAUGUUGAUGACGAGGAAGAUGGCCACGACAUGGAACAGGCCAAAACUCAGAGCAAUAAGAUAGACCCCAAGCAGAAGUCUUCAAAACCUCCUGUUAGUCAACCUGAGCCAGAGUUCUCCCCUCCUACAAUUGAUGUCCCUGAAUUGUCGUUGGAUGAUUUGAAACAAAAGACUGAUGAUUUUGGAUCAAGCGCUCUGAUUGGUGAAGGUUCUUAUGGACGAGUGUAUCAUGCUACUUUGGAUGAUGGGAGGCAAGCGGCAGUUAAAAAGCUUGAUGCAUCUGAAAAUGAGCCUAAUGAUGAGUUCCUGAAACAGGUCUCACUGGCAUCAAAGCUAAAACAUGAAAAUCUUGUUGAGAUGUUGGGUUACUGUGUGGAUGGGAAUUAUCGUAUACUUGCAUAUGAAUUUGCAACCAUGGGUUCGCUUCAUGAUGUUUUACAUGGAAGAAAAGGCGUUCAAGGCGCGCAGCCUGGACCUGUACUUGACUGGAUGCAAAGGGUCAAAAUUGCUAUUGAGGCUGCAAAAGGUAUAGAAUAUCUGCAUGAAAAGGUUCAGCCUUCAAUCAUCCAUCGGGACAUCAGAUCAAGCAAUGUACUGCUGUUUGAGGAUUUCAAGGCAAAAAUUGCAGACUUCAAUCUUUUGAACCAAGCACCAGAUAUGGCAGCUCGGCUCCAUUCAACUCGUGUAUUGGGAACUUUUGGAUAUCACGCACCUGAAUAUGCUAUGACUGGUCAGCUGACACAGAAAAGCGAUGUCUACAGCUUUGGUGUAGUUCUUUUGGAACUUUUGACUGGAAGGAAACCAGUAGAUCACACAAUGCCUCGAGGACAACAAAGUUUAGUCACAUGGGCUACUCCAAGGUUAAGUGAAGACAAGGUGAAGCAAUGUGUGGAUCCCAGGUUGAAGGGAGAAUAUCCUCCAAAGGGAGUCGCUAAGCUUGCUGCAGUGGCAGCUCUAUGCGUUCAAUACGAAGCAGAGUUCAGGCCCAACAUGAGCAUAGUUGUGAAGGCGCUUUCGCCUCUCCUUCAACAAAGACCUGCACCAGCCACCGCAGAGCCAGCCCCGCAACCUGUGAGCUGAAACCAGUCAUAUGUGAUGGGACCCUCGGCAUGCAUUCAACCAGCACAUUCUAUGAGUCAUUGAGAGUAUUUUGGCUAUUUGUUCUGUAGCAUUCUCAGUUGGGUACAGCAUACAUGAACUUGCCUCUACUGUUUGUGGACAACAACAGUUCGUGGCUUGAUGUUGGCGCCACACAAUGGUAUAUGCAGUAGGCUCGAAGUUGUUUUUUUACCUUCUCUACCAAUACCAACUGUUUGUAGGUUUCAGAAUUCGUUGCUUGAAGAAUGAUGCAGAAUGAUCUGGACUUUUUACCUUUGGCGUGGCGUUGCUGCCUUGCCUUCCAUGCUGGUUAUCA
This is a messenger RNA of Sorghum bicolor (sorghum), 1663 nucleotides long. Its product is annotated as PTI1-like tyrosine-protein kinase 1. Lineage: Eukaryota; Viridiplantae; Streptophyta; Magnoliopsida; Poales; Poaceae. Gene Ontology annotation, molecular function: ATP binding; protein tyrosine kinase activity. The record is from RefSeq and is a predicted model, not a curated record. The coding region runs from base 226 to 1329 and encodes 367 amino acids. Gene Ontology annotation, biological process: protein phosphorylation. The transcript is spliced from 8 exons.